AUGAUAUUCGAUUCUACAAACGAAUGGUACGAGGCUUUGAUGGCAGCAAAGAGAGGCGAUACUCUUGCUCCUUCAACGGAAAAAACUCCUAAAGAUGGCGCCGGUGGAUCCAAGCCAACACCAUCCUCGACCCCUUCUAAAAAGUUUCUAAGGCUUUCGAAAAGGCCUAUAAUGAUUGGCGCCGGCAUUGUGAGUGGUGUUGGAAUGAUGACAAAAUUGGUGACAUCAAAUUUAACGGAUGAUGCCAGCAAAUUGCCCACUCGACCAACCACUUCCCCAUUAGAGGCCCAUCACGACGUUGGUUCUUCUGUUGAUACACAUGAAUGGACAAACACAAAUUUGAAUCAACAGAGCACUAACAACACGCACGCUACAAAUAUUUAUCCGGUUUUGUGUGGGGAAAAUGAUUCUGAGUUCACUGAUGUUGUAGAAUUGUUUGCACCGCCAACAACAGAGUUUUCUGCAUUUGGGAUUUCAGAGCUCUCUGACAACACGAUGAACUUUUAUCCGAUUCUACCUGGUGAAAAUGUUGAAUACGGUGGAUUUCAAGAAUGCUCGAGUUCAGCAGGGGAUGUCGAGUUCUUUUCGUUUACCGAGUGCUCUGAUGUUUCGGAUUUUAGCCUGGAUUUC
Mesorhabditis belari is the source of this 630-nucleotide messenger RNA. The record is from the annotation of a GenBank genome assembly. NCBI's taxonomy places the organism in Eukaryota, Metazoa, Nematoda, Chromadorea, Rhabditida, Rhabditidae.